Messenger RNA from Lindgomyces ingoldianus, 222 nucleotides. RefSeq lists its product as uncharacterized. The transcript has 3 exons. The record is from RefSeq and is a predicted model, not a curated record. NCBI's taxonomy places the organism in Eukaryota, Fungi, Ascomycota, Dothideomycetes, Pleosporales, Lindgomycetaceae. The coding region runs from base 1 to 222 and encodes 73 amino acids.
AUGCGGUGGGAAUCCACUCAGAGGCAUAUGGGAGUGCGUGGGGACUCUGAACCUGGGAAUGCUAUUGACACCUAUAGGCCUUGUACAAAAGGAUAUCAGAAAACUACCAAGCUAGCUACAGGGGCGAGGUCGAGGUCGGGGCUGAUACGGGGGCCUUCCGGAGAAUUGAGUCAGGGUCGGAGCCGAUACGGGGACCCUUCGGAUAGGUUCCGGGCGACCUGA